This is a messenger RNA of Gekko japonicus, 537 nucleotides long. RefSeq names its product chloride intracellular channel protein 4. Lineage: Eukaryota; Metazoa; Chordata; Lepidosauria; Squamata; Gekkonidae. The record is from RefSeq and is a predicted model, not a curated record. The annotation marks the transcript as partial. The transcript has 5 exons.
AUGGAGCUCUCCCGCCGGGCCUUCAGGAAGCCUACAGAUCUCCAGAACCUGGCUCCAGGGACUCACCCCCCCUUUAUCACAUUUAACAGUGAAGUCAAAACAGAUGUGAACAAGAUCGAAGAGUUUCUUGAAGAAGUCCUUUGCCCACCCAAGUACUCGAAGCUUUCCCCGAAACACCCUGAAUCAAAUACUGCUGGAAUGGACAUAUUUGCCAAAUUUUCGGCAUUUAUCAAGAAUCCCAGGGCAGAAGCUAAUGAAGCCUUGGAGCGAGGCCUUUUGAAAACUCUGCAGAAGCUGGAUGACUACCUGAACGCUCCUCUCCCUGACGAGAUCGACGAGAACAGCAUGGAGGACGUCUUGGUUUCCAACCGCAAGUUUCUUGACGGUGACGAGAUGACUCUAGCAGAUUGCAACCUGUUGCCGAAGCUACAUAUUGUUAAAGUUGUGGCCAAAAAGUAUCGCAACUUCGAUAUUCCCAAGUCCAUGACAGGGAUAUGGAGGUACCUGACCAACGCCUACAGCCGUGAUGAGUUUACC